CUGCGUGUAAUGGCGCCGACUGCCCGGCUGCGCUCGCUCUUCGCCUUGGCCGCGUGUCGAAGGUGACCGUAGAUCCAACAGGAGUUGCGGGCCGUCCUGGAGCAGAACAGGGAGGACGCGGGGUGUAGUGAUGCGGACGUUGGGAGCAUUUUGAAAUCGACAGGAAGAUCACAAUGUGGAUCUAUUUAUGGACAAGCAAGAAAUAGUAGGUCCACUCUUGUCAAAGUAUCAGCUAAAUCUUUCUAGAGAAAGCCGUUUUGCCAACAAGACGGAUUCACUUCAGUCUACCGAUUCUGCAACAAACAUGUUAAGUGAUAAAGAUCCUUUGCUGCCAUCAUCCAGUGCACCAUUUCAGUUGGAGCUUCAGGCAGAUGGUAGUGAGCAGUGCGAGAUGGAUCCAACUGAAGCCUUAAGUUUGGGUGCCACAGGAGAUGUCAUCACUUCAGUUGAAGAUGAUGAACGUGGAGGGUCUAAUCUUCGCGAGUCUUCACAGAAUAGCAGCAAUUCUGAGCCCAGUCCAGUUCAACCAAACAGGAAGUCCCCUCGUCUCCACACACCAGCCAUUGAGGAAAGUAAAGAGGACGAAAACAAAGAUAACCCUCCAAAAAUUAUUCACCCAACCAGUAAAGAAUUUAAAAAGACUUGGGGAUUCCGGCAGACAACUAUCGCAAAGCGAGAAAAUGCUGUUGAUGCGGAGAACUCUGACACUACCCCAAGUGAGAACUCUGAACAGUUAACACCUUCACUCCGAAGGAGCAGGCGACAGACUCAGCGGUCUGCUCGAGUUCAAGAAUUUAUUUCAGCAGCUCAGAAGCGUUAUCGCCGAAUGACAGACCUUGAAGGUGGUGAAUUAACAUCUAUUGCAACGUCUGAGGCAGGAGCAGGUUCUGAUGGAAGCGCAGAAACCGAAGAAAAGGGCAUUGGCUCACUGGAACUAGGUUCUAGUAAUGCUGAAGCAACUAAUGAAGAGGUCAACUCUGACGAAGAUAACAGCACCAACAGUGACAGUGAUGAACUUACUUUAAAGGAACUCCAGAACCAGUUGAGAAAGCGGCGUUGUCAGGAACAGUCUGAUUCGCUGCAGAAUACUCAGAAAGACCAGGAAAAAAGUACAGAAGCAACUAAAGUCAGAAAAGAAUCGAAGUCAUUUGGGACUGCCAAAGCUAAGAAGCAAAUAAUUAUUCCUGCAAAGAAAAGUGCUAAAAGUGGCACUGUUCCAAAGGAAAAAGAAUCUGUUUCUCAAUCUGGGGCUAAGUCAGAGAUUGAAGAUGAUGAAAGCUCAGUUACUCAGUCAGACAGUGGCUACAAUGAUCCUGAUAAACUGUAUUGCAUAUGUCGUCAGCCACACAGCAACAGGUUUAUGAUCUGUUGUGAUCGUUGUGAAGAAUGGUUCCACGGUGACUGUGUGGGAAUUACAAUGGCAAGAGGACGUUUACUAGAGCGCAAUGGAGAGGACUAUAUCUGCCCUGAUUGUAGUCCUCCAACCAAAGCUUUAGGUGCUAUAGAAACAAAGUCUGGUCAACAGGAAGUUAAAACAACCCUUGCUGGCCCUAAUGAGCCAAGUAUCGCAGCUGGAAAACGGGAUGGAAGCACAACCAGUGACCAGGGAAUAAAGGGCAGGAUUGAGAAAGCAGCUAAUCCAAGUGGCAAGAAGAAAAUUAAAAUAUUUAAGCCGGUAGUGGAGAUGGCAGCAGUACCAAAGUGUAUUGGGCCGGGGUGUACCAACCUCGCUUCUACUGACUCGGUGUACUGUAGCAAUGACUGCAUCCUCAAACAUGCUGCGGCCACUAUGAAAUCACUCAGCCAAGCCAAGGAUCAGAAACAAAAACCGAAGGAGAAGGGAAAAUCAAAAUCAGAAAAGCAAACUUUAUCCAAAUCUUCUGCAGAGGCGAGUUUGAAACCUUCAGCAGCUGGUCCUCAAAAAAGUGAAGAAUCAAAUGCAAUGGAAAUGACGACCAGGAAAUUGGUAGUGUUAGUCCAUAAGAGCCCCAUGCCACCAGUAAAGGAAACUGUAUCAAGCACUGUUGCAGGGACAUGGGCGAUUGAUCAUAAUUACAACGCUGUUAAACCAGAAAAGAAUGUGAUACCAACUUCAGUUUUAUACGAAUCGUUUCAACGAGAGGGUCCAGUUGACACCAAGAUAUCUGAUUCUGCACCUGUGGAACAACCGUCUAAUGCAAGUAUGCAAACUACGUCCUCAAAGCCAUCAGCUGCAGCAUUGAAGCAGCCAGUCAAUACUGCAGAACAUCGUGUUGUAGCUAAGCGACCUGUUCCUGCAUCUCAACAACUUACUGCUAAACAGACUUUGUUCAAACAGAAAAUUUUACCUAAGCCACAAGUUUCAGCUAAGUAUCCAAUUUCAUCUAAGCCACAGUCUUCACCUAAAGGCAUUGCUGGAUCUGAAUACCGAAUACCACUAAAGCACUCUACUCCCACAGCAAAACAGUCUGUCCUUCCAAGUGAGCAGUCUACAGCAAACAAAUCAGUGGAUAAACAGCCUCCGGUUACUGCUGUAAAAAAUGCCAGUCAAUUAUCUAAUUCCCAAAUCCGCCACAACAUUCGCCGGUCACUGAAGGAGAUCCUUUGUAAAAGGGUAAAUGAUUGUGACGAUCUUGACGUAACUGAGGACACAAUAGGAAGGAUAGCUGUGAAUGUUGAAAAAGAGCUUUUCACCCUGUUUCAAGAUACUCACAGCAAGUACAAGAGCAGAUACCGGAGUAUCAUGUUCAAUUUAAAGAACCCCAGGAACCAGGGGCUCUUUCGGCGUGUCGUACGAGAAGAGAUUGUUCCCUUCUAUUUGGUACGUAUGAGUCCUGAAGAAAUAGAAUCGAAGGAACUCGCAGUUUGGGGAGAACAAGAGAGCAGAUCUGCACAGGAACAAAGUGAGAGAAUGCAUCGUGAAACCAAAGGAACAGCCUCCCGGGCAGCGAACACACAUGAAGUAGAUAUGGAGGAGGCACCACCCAUGUCUGAUGCUGAUGAGCAGGAAGAUGCACAUCCUGCUCAGAAGACCAACGUUCCACUGCCUGACGUCUUCAGCAAUAUGCUUAAAGAUACGACAAAUGAACAUCGAGCCCACCUGUUUGAUUUGAACUGCAGGAUCUGUACAGGUAAAGUUCAAGUUUCAGAUGAUGACCCAGUGCCUAAGAAGCCAAAAGUGGUAGCCAGAAAACCAGAACCGAAACCAAAACCGAGAUCCAAUGUGAGGUAUCAGCAAGAACAAGACCAAGGAACCAUGAUUGCUUCUCCAAGUGAGCAGCUCAUUUCAGCCCAAGAAAUGACCCCACUUUCCAAUGUAUCAGAAACCUCACCGACUACCAAUGUAGUUACUACGCAGCCAGCAUCGACAUCCAUCAGCGGUUCCUUCACUUCACCACUUAUUGACUCAACUAGAGCUGCUGAGAACAACACACCAUCCAUUGUUAAAGCAUCCAGCCUUAAUGUUCCUAGUGUCCCAAAGACUCUAUUGUCUUCAUCUUCAAUUUCUGAGUCAGUGAAAGCUUCUGCUGUUAAAAAAGAGGAUGAGGAUCUACCAAAAUCCAUUUUGUUACCUGCAGUUCCAAAAUCUAUACUCUCAAAGCCAUCAGCAAAAACUGAGCAAAGUUACUCAAUAUCAACAGGAAGGGGUUCAGAGUCAAAGACUCAAGUGGAAUUGGAUACUUCAUUGUUUCUGUCUCACCUGGAUACAAUUUGGAAAGGAUUCAUCAAUAUGCAUGGUGUGGCAAAGUUUGUUACUAAAGCCUACCCAGUCUCUGGAUCUAUUGACUAUCUUGUAGAGGAUUUACCUGAUACAAUUCACAUCGGCGGCCGGAUUUCACCCCAUACAGUUUGGGAUUAUGUAGGAAAACUGAAGUCAUCACUCUCCAAGGAAGUCUGCCUGAUUCGUUUUCACCCAGCCACUGAAGAAGAGGAGGUCACCUACAUCUCGUUGUAUUCCUACUUCAACAGUCGGGGCCGCUUUGGCGUGGUGGCGAAUAACGCCAGGCACAUCAAGGACCUCUAUCUAAUACCGCUUGCUGCUGCUGACCCGAUUCCCUCCAAAUUAUUACCUUUUGAGGGCCCAGGUUUGGAGAAGAACCGCCCCAAUCUCAUCCUGGGUCUCGUCAUUCGGCAGAAAGGCAAGCGGCGGCAGCAGGAGCCUGAGCCGGUCAACGUGCCCGAGCCUGAGAAGGGAGAGUCUGGCGUCUCGGAGGAGAAGAGGGUGCGGCUGGCCGCCGCCGAGGAGAUGGAGGUGCAUCAUUACACUCCUGUGUCCAGGGAGAGCAAGCCAGCCAAAGCCCAAGUAGAGCCGGUCACCUCUACCCCUCCCUCGGCCUCUCCACCUGCCGAGAUUCCCGGGGAUUCAGUCCCACCACCGCCCAAGGGCACCAUGAGCACUACUGCCCCGGCUCAGCCAGCGGCUGGUCCCAGCGCACCAGCCGCGCCUGGCGGUACCACAGUGGCUAACCCUCUCCAACACAUCCUGCAGACACUGUUCGGCGGUAAGAAGGCUUUUGACAAAGCCAAGGACUCUCCCGACUCCUCUGGCUCCACGCCGGAGGCAGAAGCGGGCUCCUCUGCCCCUCUCAUGGACCCCAUCGUCCAGCAGUUUGGGCAGCUGAGAGAGGAAAAGAUCGAUCCCGAGGUCGAGGACGAUGACAACCGUCCGUACGACCCAGAGGAAGAGUAUAAGCCAGAGGCGGAGAAGGUAUACGACUUGGAGGACGCUUAUGACCCGGCUGAUGAAACCAUCCUGGAGGAAGCGAUGGUACCGGUCGUCAUGGACACAAAAAGCAGCGGACCGUCCGACCUCUACCUGCCCUCGCUCUCAGUCACCUCGUCCCUCCAGGAACAGCAAAAGAUGUUGGACACACUCAACAAGCAAAUCGAAGAGCAAACGCGUCAAGUCGAAGCGCAGGAGGAGGCUCUGAGGCAGCAGCGAGCGGCGGUCGGCGUCUCUAUGGCUUGCUUCUCCGUCUCGGAUGCCUUGAUGUCUCCGCCACCCAAAUCGGCCUCCUACAAGCCCGAUAUGUUCGAGGUGACGGACGGGGCCGCAGGGCAGGCGGCUGGCCCCGAACCUGCUGCUUCCUCUGGCCUGUCGCAAGUAAUUGACCAGCGCCGGGACCCGCGCCAGGCAGCCGUGAGGAGGGUGACCCCGAACCAGUCGCAGCCGGCCGCCCGAAACCAGGCUCCCGAAGAAGGUGCCUCCAUCCCGCACGGCCCGGCCUCGUACAGCAGUCCUGGAGUCCAGGAAGCGACACCCACCGACACAACUACUUUGGUCCCAGAAGCUGCUGCUACUUCAACCUCCCAUGCCGAAGGAGGGGUCCCGGCCCCCGCCGAAGUGCUGCAACCCCCCGUCUGCCAGGAAGCGAUGCCGCCACUCGGAUGCCCUCCUCAACCUCCGCUGCUCAUGGACCAAGCCCAGGGUGUUCAACCCAUACACAAAACUCUCCUCCCGACCCCCGCACACCCGCCCCUCGUGGUAUCCUAUGCCGGCGACCACAGCUUCCCCUCGCCUCCUUGCGGCUCCCCCAAUUUUGGAAACCCGCAGAACUUCCCCACUAACAACAUGCAACAGGCGAUGGGACCUUUCCCGAACUUCCAGCAGCCUAACAGCGGUCAACCGUUCGACCCCGACUUCAACCGGGAGCCGCUAACCCCGUUCCAGCAGCCGAAGCCCACGAACUUCUUCCCCAGAGCCCCCGCCCCCAGGUACCGCUUCCAAAGUCAAUCCCGCCCGGGGUACGGGAACCAUCUGUCCCAUCCCAUGGGGAACCAUUCCCAAUCCCCCCAAGAAAUGCCCGCUCAAAACACGGAAGCCGAAGGCCAGAGGUUAGGGGGGAUGCAACCCGAAACGCGAGACCGAGAGCGAUCCAGGGUUCACCCGGGAAGACAGCGGGACAGGCAAGAAGGUGGCCCGCAUGACCGGUACGGGUCAGACCGAUCUGAUAACCGCUACCCGGCCGAUCGGUUUCGCAGGGGAGCGGACGAUAGGCGGAGAGACCGAGAUCGAGAUUAUGGGCGGCCGUGGGACCGCGAUCGCGACAGAGAGCGGUCCUGGAAUCGCGACAGAGAGUGGGACAGGAACCGCGAUCGUGAUCGAAGCAAGAACCGGGACCAAGACAGAGAUCGGGAUCGCUACCGUAGGAGGGAACGGGACAAAGGCAGAGAGAGAGAUAGAAGCAGAGAAAGAGAACGAGUUAAAGACAGAGACUACGACCGGGGCAGGGAGAACAAAGGCAAGGAGAGGGAGCGAGAGGGCAAAGCCGAGGCCGAAGAGGGUAAGAGAGCGGCGAGUGAGGCCGGUGCUCCCAACAGCAAGCCCGAGUCAUGACGAGAGCCAGACUGUUUCAGCGACCUCCCUUCUUCACAUGCAGGGGGAAGAGACUGAUAGCGACUAACAUUGAAUUUGUAAUCCACCGUCACCCGUCGGUGAAGGGACUUGGACUAAACGGGUUAUUGGAGCAACUCUUAUUGUGGAGGCCACCGGAGCCCCGACUACGUACAAGUCUCAGCGCCUAAAGAGACUUCAAGCUCUGCUCCCGGACCACCCAACUCUUGGCACCUUUAUUACUUUUACACUUUUAAAAGUCAAACCAUGGUUGUACAUUUUAAACGGUCCCAGACUGAUUUCAGUCUUUUUUUGAGAACCGUUAGGAUAUUCCCAGUGAGUGGGCGCGGUGCGCAGAAACUGCAACCGAAAUAUUCUGGAGAUUCUCUCCGUUCCAACCUAGCUCUGGGGUUAAAUGCGUUUCCUUGGUUUUGGGUUCAUGAAUUAUGACCCAGGGAAGGAAACGCUGUUAGUACCUCUCCAGGGAGGGUAUCUGAUCGAGUGGUGCCACUCCUUGGGCCUGAGGGGGAGGGAGGGAGGGAAGGAGGGUGGUUCCACUGGGGAAACCCGGCACCGUCUCUGUUUCUGUGAACCUCUAGUAAAUUUUCGGCUCUCCGCUCCCAACGCCAGAUUUCAAGGAUUUUUUUAUAUGACGUGGAGGAGAGGUGAAGGGUGAGGAGCGAACAAGAUGCAAAAUCGAAAUGAAAUUUCACGCUGUUUGAUAUUGGUAUUAAUUGUAUUGGUUACUGGUGUGACUCCCGACCGGCGUCUGCGUUGCUGAAUGUGGGUUGGGGGGUGGUGGGGGGAGGGGGUAAGAAAGGCUCUCACUCCGCACCUCCCCACACUGGACAACAUUCUGGAGUUAUUUCUGAUCAUUAAAUCUUCAGGAAUUGUGUUUGUGUGUAUGUAUAUAAAAAUAUCUGCAUCCAUAAGGGACUCUCAGGUAAAAACCGGAAGUUGCUGAAACCUUCGGCACGAUUGCUGGAGUUUGUAAACGCCUGUGAAAAGCUCCUCCUGUCAGACAUCCUUGCCUAUGGAUUCAGGGUCUUUUCCCAUCCUGAACAUUUUUAUUUAAAUAAAGUUCUUGGAAUCUUAACAUUUCAGUCAUUGCGAAUGGAGAGCCUUUCAAGGUAGAUAUGCAAAAAGGAUUAUUUUGUUCCACUACCUUUUACCACUUGUGGAUAUUUUUUUAUCACCACCCAGUUACUCCAGUUCUGAGCAAUUCAGGGGCCCGGCUCACGGUCACACUACCUGAAGUUUUUUACGUGUUAGUGAAACCAAUAGACUUUAUCACUGGAUGUAAAGACGAACCUAACUGGUUUUGAUUUGAUUCGGGGGAGGGGGUUAAAAAAGUGAAAUGUACAGUGUAAUUAAA
This is a messenger RNA of Mobula hypostoma (lesser devil ray), 7688 nucleotides long. Its product is annotated as death-inducer obliterator 1-like. The transcript has 17 exons. Lineage: Eukaryota; Metazoa; Chordata; Chondrichthyes; Myliobatiformes; Myliobatidae. Gene Ontology annotation, biological process: apoptotic signaling pathway; DNA-templated transcription. The record is from RefSeq and is a predicted model, not a curated record. Bases 188 to 6316 code for a protein of 2042 amino acids.